AUGUCGGACCAAGAACCCACCGGAUUGAAGGCGGACAAGGGCAUUGAGCUGCUCACUUUUGGCACGCCUAAUGGAUGGAAAGCUAGCAUUCUGCUAGAGGAGCUAAAGGAUGCCUAUGGCAAAGACUACACAUGGCAGUCCAUCAACAUCAGCAAGAACACACAGAAAGAGCCCUGGUUCACCAAGCUCGGCCCCAAUGGCCGAAUUCCUGUAAUUGUCGACCACGACCAGGGUGGCUUCGCCGUCCAGGAGGGUCUCGCAAUUCUUGCAUACCUGACGCGCCACUACGACCCCGAGCACAAGUUCAGCUUCUCCGAUCCUCUCGAUAUCUCGCGCGCAGAGCAAUGGAUGGCCUGGCAACACGGUGGCCUGGGCCCGAUGCAGGGCCAGGCCAACCACUUCAACCGUUUCGCAAAGGAGCGCAUCGCCUACGGCAUGCAGCGUUACACAGGCGAGACUGAACGUCUUGCCGGCGUGCUUGACACGGCUCUGGCCAAGUCCGACUAUCUCGUAGGCAACAAGUUCAGCAUUGCGGACAUUGCCAGCUUUGGUUGGGUCCACAUGCUUCGCAUCUCUGGUGUAGACCUGGAGUCAUUCCCCAACCUGAAGAAGUGGUGGGAGCGCAUACUUGCACGGCCUGCAGUUCAACGCGGCUUGGAGAUUCCGAGCAAGAGCGGAUUCGGAAACGACACCUAUAUACAGAAGAUGAAGGACGACCCUGAGUUUGCGGAGAAGGAGCACAAGCUUGCGGAGCAGAUCAAGGCUGCCAAGGAGCAAUAUGGCUACAAGUAUUCCAGCCCUUGA
This is a messenger RNA of Alternaria arborescens, 804 nucleotides long. RefSeq lists its product as hypothetical. The transcript is spliced from 2 exons. The record is from RefSeq and is a predicted model, not a curated record. Bases 1 to 804 code for a protein of 267 amino acids. NCBI's taxonomy places the organism in Eukaryota, Fungi, Ascomycota, Dothideomycetes, Pleosporales, Pleosporaceae.